GCGAAAUCUCAAAAUAAUCGGCUCUUUUUAAGAACUAUGAAUACUAUGGAAAGUUUAAUCAAAGUGUAAGUGAUCAGCGAGAUAGUGAGUGAUCAGCGAGAUAGUGCAUAUAGAUACAUUUCAAUUCAACAAUUUCAAUUGAUUUUUAAAAUGGAAGCCUCCGAUUACGAGAUAUCAAUAACCAUAACAAUUCUAUUCCUUUUAUUUUACACUUGUAAAUUGAUUGCUACCUUUUGCGUCUCAUUUAACACUCAAAUGACAAGUUGUAAGUCCUCAAAUACUAAGGAAUUUUUGUUUUUGAAAUACUAGUAUAAGUAUAAAUGUUCAUUGAUAACCCUAAGUUAGUUUAUUACGAUAAGGCUUGCCUGGCAAAGAGCUGUGUGCACUUUUCCGUCAAAGCUCAGUUCGGAAUUAUCUUCAAACGGGAAAACAACGCAAAAUGCAAUCGAGAAUAUUUAUAAUGCUCUUACUUAUAGCUGUGUGUAGAAGUGAAGAUGAUUUUAUUAGGAUCGGAGAUGGAUUUUAUUAUAUUGGAAACGAAAAGGAUACUGGUCACUACUUCGACUGGUUUGUUGCGAGGCAAGACUGCUGGAGAAGAGUGUCAACACUUGUGUCCGUGGAGACGUCAGAUGAACUGAGUCAACUGGAGGAAACUAUCGUAUCGAGAGGCUUUCCGGAGGGUAGUACUUUUGCCACGUCAGGCCACAAUUUCGAAAGUACCUAUCCCUAUGUCUGGCACGAAAUGAAUACACCUCUGAACUUCACCCGUUGGCUGCCUGGCACGGAGCCUGAUGUUGAGAAAACCUACCUAAGCCUGGUACUGGUCAACUCCUCGCUGUACAUGAGACGAUCUAGUGGUAUAGAUGACUACUAUAUCUGCGAGUACAACUUCACCCCUUGGCAAUAUUGGGUCUCAUUUGAAACACAGACAAGGACUGUCAUUACCUUAAUUUGUUGUUUUCUAUUGCUCGUACAAUUAUUACUUUUCUUUAAAUUUAUUAGAAGAAUGAAAUCAAUGCCAAACAAAGGAGACAAACUCCUCAACCAACACCCCAUACCAGAUGAAAGUAAAACGUAUAAUUUUAAUAAUAAUCCGCUUGAAUAUAAGUACAUAAUAAAGGUAUGAUGGAUGCCAAA
Molecule: messenger RNA, 1137 nt
Organism: Drosophila eugracilis
Lineage: Eukaryota; Metazoa; Arthropoda; Insecta; Diptera; Drosophilidae
Exons: 2
Coding region: 440-1126 (228 amino acids)
Source: RefSeq, a predicted model, not a curated record